This is a messenger RNA of Acomys russatus (golden spiny mouse), 1951 nucleotides long. RefSeq names its product RecQ like helicase (gene Recql). The record is from RefSeq and is a predicted model, not a curated record. Gene Ontology annotation, cellular component: chromosome; cytoplasm. Gene Ontology annotation, molecular function: nucleic acid binding; four-way junction helicase activity; 3'-5' DNA helicase activity. Gene Ontology annotation, biological process: double-strand break repair via homologous recombination. The transcript is spliced from 14 exons. NCBI's taxonomy places the organism in Eukaryota, Metazoa, Chordata, Mammalia, Rodentia, Muridae. Bases 5 to 1951 code for a protein of 648 amino acids.
UAGAAUGGCAUCCGUCUCAGCUCUGACAGAGGAACUGGAAUCCGUAACUAAUGAGCUCCAUGCGAUUGGCAUCCAGAUUGAAGAACUCACAGAGAGGCAGCAAGAGCUCCUUCAGAAGAAGUCAGUCCUGACGAAGAGAAUCAAGCAGUGCUUAGAGGGCUCGGACGUGGAGGCGAGCGGUGACUGUGACUCUUCUCCAGCUGUGUGGAAUAAAGAAGAUUUUCCAUGGUCCGGAAAAGUUAAAGAUGUGCUACGAAAUGUUUUUAAACUGCAGAAGUUCAGGCCUCUGCAGUUAGAAACCGUCAAUGCCACCAUGGCUGGAAAGGACAUCUUUCUUGUUAUGCCCACAGGAGGUGGGAAGAGCUUGUGCUACCAGCUGCCAGCACUGUGCUCAGACGGUUUUACACUUGUGAUUUGCCCACUCAUCUCUCUUAUGGAAGAUCAGCUGAUGGUUUUAAAACAGCUGGGAAUUUCAGCUACUAUGUUGAAUGCUUCUAGCUCUAAGGAACAUGUCAAAUGGGUUCAUGCUGAAAUGGUGAAUAAAAACUCCCAGUUAAAGCUGAUUUAUGUGACUCCAGAGAAAAUUGCGAAAAGCAAGAUGUUCAUGUCUAGACUAGAGAAAGCCUAUGAGGCUGGGAGAUUGACUCGAAUCGCAGUGGACGAAGUGCACUGCUGCAGUCAGUGGGGCCAUGACUUCAGACCUGAUUAUAAGGCACUUGGCAUUUUGAAGCGCCAGUUUCCCAACACCUCGCUGAUUGGGCUGACUGCAACAGCAACUAACCAUGUUCUGAAGGACGCACAGAAAAUCCUGUGUGUGGAAAGAUGUUUGACUUUUACAGUAUCUUUCAACCGACCAAAUCUUUAUUACGAGGUUCGGCAAAAGCCCUCGAGCGCUGAAGACUUUACUGAGGACAUUGUAAAGCUCAUCAAUGGACGGUACAAAGGGCAAUCAGGAAUCAUAUACUGCUUUUCUCAGAAAGACUCUGAACAAGUUACCAUUAGUUUACAAAAGCUGGGAAUUCAUGCAGGCACUUACCAUGCCAAUAUGGAACCAGAAGAUAAGACCAAGGUUCAUACACAGUGGUCAGCCAACGAGCUUCAGGUGGUAGUGGCGACAGUGGCCUUUGGCAUGGGAAUUGAUAAGCCAGAUGUGAGGUUUGUUAUCCAUCAUUCAAUGAGCAAAUCCAUGGAGAAUUACUACCAAGAGAGUGGGCGUGCUGGUCGCGAUGACUCGAGAGCAGACUGUAUUCUGUAUUACGGCUUUGGAGACAUAUUCAGGAUCAGCUCAAUGGUGGUCAUGGAGAAUGUGGGACAGCAGAAACUGUACGAGAUGGUGUCAUACUGCCAGAGUCUAAGCAAGUGUCGCCGUGUGCUGAUAGCACAACAUUUUGAUGAAGUGUGGAAUGCAGAUGCCUGCAACAAAAUGUGUGACAACUGCUGCAAAGACAUUUUGUUUGAGAAAAAGAAUAUAACACAGCAUUGCAGAGACCUCAUCAAGAUUCUGAAGCAGGCAGAAGGGCUGAAUGAAAAGCUCACCCCACUGAAGCUGAUGGACUCUUGGAUGGGAAAGGGAGCGGCCAAGUUGAGAGUGGCUGGCCUCGUUGCCCCCAGCCUUCCCCGAGAAGACCUGGAGAAGAUCAUCGCACAUGCUCUCCUGCAGCAGUAUCUCAAAGAAGACUACAGUUUCACAGCUUACGCUACCAUUUCGUAUCUGAAGGUGGGACCCAGAGCCAGUCUUCUCAGCAGUGAGGCCCAUGCUGUCACUAUGCAAGUGAAGAGGCCCGCCCGGACCAGCGUCAGGGCUGCAUCAUCUGAAGCUUGCCAGUCAGAGCGUGCAGAUGCGAAAGAGGAAGAAAAAAGCUCAGAGAACUUCCCGAAGUCUACAAACAUGCUUCAGCCUUCUGGCUCUAAGAACACAGGAGCGAAGAAAAGAAAACGUGAUGACGCCUGA